This is a messenger RNA of Physcomitrium patens, 5602 nucleotides long. The record is from RefSeq and is a predicted model, not a curated record. Lineage: Eukaryota; Viridiplantae; Streptophyta; Bryopsida; Funariales; Funariaceae.
UGAAGAGUGUCAUACAUUAUCGUAUCUGAUCACCAGCACACAGCCACCGGAUCGAGACUGAUACAGAGCUGGCGUCCAGAUUGCCUCUGUAUCUGAUUCUGGUUUUGAUCGUCCAGUUUUUUUACCACACUGGGUGACAUGAUGGUUGCAGUGGUGGGGAAGCUCACGCAGCUGUGUACUCUUGCAGCGAGCUUGAAGGGAGGAGGUUGUGGGGGAGAAGUGAAGCUAGUGUAUGGACUCCACGAUGAGUUCUUCAGUGAAUUAAGGAUGCUCAUGACUAUAAAUUUCUGUGAGCGAAGAACCCUGAACUAUAAACUAUCUACUAGUGUCAACGGAAACACGUUUAGAAUCUUGCAGUUCAGGCCAGACUUCACGUUCAAUUCACAAACAGAAUGCCCAACCGAAGUCGUGAAACAGUAUAAGACAUUAGAUACACGAUUGAGAACUGUGCGGAAAGAGAUGUCACGAGACUAAUAGAUAUAGGAUUAAAAAAAUUCACGUUCUAUAUGAUGAGGUAUCUGGUGUAGAAUUUCCAAUAAUUUCUAUGUAGUGAAAAUCUAGCUACACAUAGACCGCUCUUGUAACGAUGCCCAAGUGGAGUUGCCAUUGCCACUUAAGGGUAGCAUACGCUUCUUGUCAGGUUGUCCAGGGGUAGCAUUUCUAGCCUAGACCGAGAAUGCAGACCUUAUAAGUCAUUUACCUUUAUUGAAUAUGAUGUCAGGAGAGGUCUAUACGGUCACCUAGCCUUUCGUCAUGUACAAGUCCGCCUUACCUUGAAGGAAAAAGCUGACUAGAUGGGUAAGCUAACAGAGCUUAGCCUCCCAGAGACAAUCAAAUCACGGGCCCAUCAGAAUGCCAGGAGUCCCAAAUCAGGUUCUAAAACAAUACACAAACUCGACAAAUUCGAAAGCCCUGGGGGAUCACAGACAAAGUCCAACAACAGCCCACGGCCAUCCCCUAUCCCCAGCAACAGUAACAUUGACAACAUUUCUGUUGGUGUUGUACAUUCCCGCUGUGUUUCGAAACAGCUGGACUUUGGUUCUCUUGAAAGCGUCUCGUUUAAGAAGGGAGCAAAUGCUGCUCCAAAUAGUGCAGCAACCAUGCUUCUUCUGGACACUAACGUUGGUUUAAGUCGCAACAACAGCAGGAGAUUUUCGCAGGAAGGCCUCUGUGAUACUGAGUCGGUUACAGAUUAUGUCUGUGGUUUCAUCACUACAGAUGAGCUACGACAGAUUAAGCAGAUUCUCCAUGCCUCAAGUAGCAGGCUGGAGGAGCUCUACAGGAAGGUUUCAGAGACUCCAGUUAAAGACCACAGUACAGGUUUUGAAAGCCUGCAGUGGGACAUUCUCAAAGAAACAGGUUAUAUCAGCUGGUUUGAGUUGGCUCUUUCACUAGCAGGAUUUCUCAGUGCUUACUGCGUUGAGGAAGAGGAGUUGACCGUUAAAAAGAAUAAGUGGAUUUCGCUGAGGUCUAUGUCCAAUUGUGUUCUUGAGCAGCUGGAUGAACUAAAAUCCAACUUGGAGUCAGACAGUGAUAUAUACAAGCUGGCAGCUGGGACACUAGUUUACUGCUGUUCGGUCGUCCGGCAUUUGGAGCAGAAAUCUCAAAAGUGUGGCUGCUUUGGCCCUCGAUCAGAUGCUUAUUUCAAAGAGCAGAUAGAAGGGAUCACACAGGAACUCAAAAAUUUACAGGACAAUUUGAACUUCGCAACCCUAGCAGCUGUCGGAAAUCGUGUCUCGCCACCAAUAGCAAGAUCAUCCAGAAUUGUUAUGAGAUUACCGGAGCAAUUACCUUCUAUUGUUGGUUUGGAGUCGCACAUUAAUCAUAUAACCGAAUACAUGAAGAAGAACGGGGUCUCUUUGAUUGGAAUUUAUGGACAGCCAGGGAUAGGUAAAACUACAUUGCUAAAUGAAAUUGUGGCAAAAGUAGAAGCAUCUGAGAAACGAUUGUUUGCUUACAUUGAACUUAAUGAGGACCUACGGAAGCUGCAAUCUUCCUUGUUACUACAGCUUGGAGGUGGGAAGAAAGAGUUCUCAAGUACUGCUCAAGGGCGUAGCGCAAUUCUCUACCAGCUUCAGAAACUCAAACAGCAAAACAAAGUCGUCCGGAUCGCAAUAGAUAACCUCUUCGAUGUGAGAUUGGUGGGAGAUCUUUUCCCACACAGUCUAGGGAAGGUACUUUCGAAUCAAAGUUCCGUGUUGAUCACUUGCUCUUCUAUGGCGAUUCUCACGAAAGUAGACCAAUUGUGUCGAACGGCUAACACUGCUUACAACUAUUUGCCAUACAAACUUCCGCACAUGACAGCUGAAAAUGCGAAGGCUCUCUUUAUAUCCUAUGCUACAUCGGAGCCUGUUCAGUCUCUGUCAUCAACGAAUGGGAUGUUCUCGAAGUUAAAUGACCUGAUUGAAAACUUUCUGCCUUUUUGUGAGGGUCUUCCGAUGGCUGUGAAAGUGAUGGGCUCAUAUUUUGCUACCCCGGCUAACCGGGCAGAGGAAAAUUGGAAGGCAAUUGCCAAGCGUCUGAAGCAAGCGGAAGUAGACAUGGAUACCUCCCAGGAUCAGAUGUUUGCGAAGCUGAUGGUGAUUUAUGAGAAGUUGGAACCUCCUCAGAAAGAAGCUUUCUUGGACAUAGCAGUAUUCUGCCGAUACUGGGACUGGAGAAUUGUGGAGCGUAUAGUGGGGAAACCUCAAAUAGAUGCAUUGGUGGAUCUUGGUCUAGUGCAUGCAAAAUUGAGGGACACAGAGAGCUUCUCAGGAAUUGCUCAUUUUACUCGUUACUCUGAGCAACCUUGGAGAACACACAUGGUGAUGAUGCAUGACUUACUGUAUGCUAUAGCUUGUCGGCGUGCAUGUGGUAACCGCGUGCACUCUGAAGAUCAAACUCAUUUGCCCGAUCGGCUUUUGAUGGAUAGCCCUGGCACUGAACUAAGCCAUAUCCAAGGCCUAUCCCUCAUAAACUGCAAGGAGGCUCUACAGGGUACAAUCUUGGAGAAGAUGUCGAACGUUCGAAUAAUCAUUCUUCAUGACGUAAAUAUAAAAGGAUUCUGCACGAAGAAUUUGAAUCAACUGCAAUUUUUCUACUGGGGAAAGAGUCAGAUUGGAAGGGAUAUACGCAUACCUUUUCAGUUGUGCAAACUGCGUAAGCUGGAGAUGACGAUCCUUCGUGCCACUGAAAUCGACCUUGCUAUGAAGUUCUCCUCUCAACUCAAAGAUCUCACCAUCUCUGGGUGUAACAAUAUGAUUGAGCUACCCCAGACAAUUCUCGUCCUUGCUAGCUUAUUGGAGUUGCAUCUCCUCAGUUGUAACAAACUCCAACACCUGACAAACGGGUUUGGUAGUCUGAAAUCUUUGCGCCGCUUCCGUCUCGAGAAUUGCGUUGGCGUUCGGCAACUUCCUAAAUCGAUUGGCCAGCUUGCAAACCUUUGCGAGAUGGACCUCUCGGGAUGUACAAACAUCACUACUUUACCCUCUGAAGUUGGCAACCUUGUUGGGCUUGAGAAACUGAACCUCUCACGAUGUAAAUGUUUGAUCCGUUUGCCACCUGAGCUCGGUUCGUUGCCAAAGCUAACUACGCUGGACCUGAGUAAGUCUGGGAUCACCGCAUUGCCUCCAGAGGUUGGAAAGCUGGAGACCUUGGAGUCGCUCUCUCUCUCUGGAUGUGUCAGACUAGAGAAACUGCCGAAGGACAUUGGUAAACUGUCAACGCUUCGUCAACUGAACUUGGGAUCAUGUACCAGUCUCAAAGAUCUUCCUCAUGAAAUUGGAAAACUGAAAUCGCUUCAAAAACUGUCUCUCAAUUCCUGUACCUCACUAGUCCGUCUACCCGAAGAGCUGUUUCAAAUCGUCACCCUUCAGGCCCUCGACUUAGACUACUGUAAACUUGUGGCUCACCUAUCGUCGGAGAUUCGAAACCUAAAGUCACUUGAACGGCUCUCCCUUAACUGCUGUACUAAGCUCAACAGGCUACCCCUUGAAAUUGCCAGUCUACCAACAUUGCAGGUUCUCAACUUGGUCGGAUGCACUGGGCUUAAGGCAGAAUUUCCCAAGGAGUUGCGGAAAAUGACAAAUGAAAAGUUGGUGAAGGUGCACAGGGAUGACGAUUUUGUGAUGCUGGAGGGACCAAAAAUCCCCAGUUUCAAUCACUACAACUCUGCAAUGUAAGCAGUGUAAAUAGUAAAACGCCUGCGCUACGGGUGUCCUUGAUCGAAUACUUGUACCCUAAACUGAAGAUUGAGAUAGACCUGCCAGAAUGUAAAUUUGGUUUAGCGCUUAAAAGGGAAUUGAAUAUUUGGAGUGACAGCAAAAACAGAUCCAAAACGAGCUCCACAUCCUUUGGUUACAACUCGGCGAACAGCGGAGGAUUCCUACUCGAAUCUUUGUAACCGAAUCUAUCUCAACACGUACGAAUGUGCUCAGCCUGAAGAACGCGCAACUUUUACAGGUUCGAAAUUUUCAGUUGGAAUUGAAUUUCAAUAAUCAACGGAUAGACGGCGCCGGAAAACUCUCACAAGAACCUUGAUAUUUUCAAUGAAACUAGAAAAUGAGUUCAGUUUAAGGCAUUUUAGUUUUCUUGCUUACAAAGGUAAUUUGUGCGAGUGGUGAUUUUAGGAACUUUACACACUGGAGAUUUGUAGUGACUCUCAGCAUGGCUGCGCUUUUAAAUUAAUAUGUCGCGCACAAAGUUAGUGAUUUGUAAGAUUUUGAGAUGCAAGAUCAGUGAACUACGUGCAAGCUGCAACACAGCGACGGUAACCAUGCAAUGAGUUCAUUAACUUGUAAAACAGGAGUCAAUUUGUUGCCAAGCAAGUGCGCACGUUGCCAAUCCAAGCUUCUUUCGAAGCAACCUCCCAGAUUGCUGUCAACAUGCACCAUUCAGAUUUCCUCCAAGCUCCAGGAAUGGAGAUGGAAGAAUCCAGUAUCCUUCAUUGUCAGUUUGGAUGAGGGUAUUGGGUAACAGCUAAGGUUGGCUCUUCGCAAGCAAUAGCAUUGAUCAACUCUUCUCUUCUUCGAAGAAAUCGUGCAACCCUUCCGUUCAAACAGCAUAUGCUCACUUCUGUGCCAUCGCAUUGCUUCUAUCUCUUUUCGGAAGGGAUAAUUCUAUGGAAUUGCUGCUAUGGGCAUUCCCUUUGGCUGGAAAACUCCACAGAUUCGGUUGAGUGAGUGAUCAUGUUCGCAAAAAGGGUUGAAAAUUCGGUUGAGCUUGAUCAAGCAAUGUUUGUUGCUGUUGUGUUAUUUUAUUUUUUAAAAAUCUUUGUUUAAUAGUUACUGGGAGAAACGGAAUCAGGAGACCAAGGCAUUCAAAAGGAUGAAACAAACGCCAAGUGAAAUUCCUCAUCUCGAUUUACUGCUCCCACCAAUUCCGUGAUUGUAACUGACAUGCUUGUCUGUUUCAAUCUGUUCAAGCUCAUCCUGGUUCUGGACAUCAUAGUUUAAUACUUUUUGCAGAUGCUUUUUGUUGUACACACUGCCAUCAUAAUUGAUUUAUUAGUUGUUGGGGUGGGGAAUUCUUUCAUAUUUUUUCUGAGUCUUCAUGUUGUGUAACGGGAGGUCAGAGAAUCUUCAUCUCAUGGAAUUUUCAAUUAAAAAUAACUGAUUGUUGAGUA